Molecule: messenger RNA, 384 nt
Organism: Stereum hirsutum FP-91666 SS1
Lineage: Eukaryota; Fungi; Basidiomycota; Agaricomycetes; Russulales; Stereaceae
Exons: 6
Coding region: 1-384 (127 amino acids)
Source: RefSeq, a predicted model, not a curated record
AUGGCCCAAAUCUCUCGCCUCUACGCCACAGUCCUCCUUGCGGUCCUUCUGUCUGUCAAUGGUGUAACAGCUUUCAGUUUCCGCUUCUAUUCGGAAAGUGCCUGCGACCACAAUGAUCCAGCCUCCAGUACUUCACCUCCCAUCGACGAUGCAGCUGAAACAGGAUUCGUAGGCAACUGCUACAGCGCACCCAUCGGGACCGAGUGGAUCGCCCUAGAGAACACGGAUACAUUUGUUUCCAAUACGGGGCUGGUCACAUAUUGCGAUAUUGACUGUGCAGGUGGAGCGUCUGCGUUCCAGAAGGGAACAACCUGCUUCUCUCCUCCUCCUGGAAACGCGUCCGUUCCCAGCUGUGCCAUCGGAUCUUUCAUGGGAUUCGAGUGA